AAACCCCGCAGGUCAUCAUGGCACUGGACGGAUGUGGCGUGUUUUGCAAAUACAUCCUCUUUAUCUUCAACCUCAUCUUUGCGGUGGUUGGGUUCGUCUUUCUGGGUCUCGGCCUGUGGCUGAGGUUCAGCGACAGCACCAGACCCAUAUUCGAAGUAGAGGCUCUCAACUCAAGUGCAUUUGUUAUGAUUGUGACAAUACUGAUCGCUCUGGGCUCGGUGAUGCUGAUCGUGGUGGUGUUUGGAGACUACGGCGCCUGCAACGAGAAGAGAUGCUCUCUGCAAGUGUUCUCGGCCCUUCUGACCAUCCUGAUAUUGGCUGAAGUUGUCGUUGGCGUGCUCGCCUACACCAAAAGGGACGAGGUUGGCUUGAACCUCGCAGAGUUCUACUCUAAUAUGUACACUCUGUACGUGACCAGCGGAGGAGAUCCAUUCAUUCGAGUCACACUCACAUUCAUCCACAACACGCUUGACUGCUGUGGAGUGACUGGAAUCAAACUGGUGGAGGUGGUUCGGCAGACCUGCCCAUCAGGCUUCUUUCAGGCUAGUUGUCCCGCGACCAUCAUCACUUUCUUUGACAGCAAAGCGCAGCUGGUGAUGGGCCUGUUUCUUGGAACCGGAGCUCUUUUGAUUAUUGCCCUGGUCUGCACCAUUAUCCUCCUGAAACAGACCAAGAGAAACGAGCAGGAGAUCACCGCGUACUACACCACCGUGUACUAACCAGAGGACGCAAUCCUCGCCCUUUCCCCGCAUCAUCAACGAAGACCAUCGCUGGAAUUCAGGCACAGCCAGCAAAGAAAUGUUUACAGAUUUUUCUCUGUAUGUGAACUACUGAUCACACUGGUUUUAAAACUGAACUAGGAUUUAUUUUCAAAAUAUCACACUGUGAUAAUCUGACCUGUUGUGAGCAGAAAGAAAAUACCUGCUUUGUUCAGAGCUGUUGAUCGAUAUUUUACGUUUUGUUUUUUAAAUAACUGUGCAGUAACUCUUGGUGAAACGGAUGUUGCGUAUAAUUAGCUAUUAUUCAUCGAGCUAGAAACUGUCACGGCGAGCGCGUCCCAGCUCGACAGGCCUCUAAAUCACUGUGUGCAUGCGAUAAGUAAUCAGAGGAUGAGAACGCAUCCGUUAAAUACCGUCAGGAGGAGAGAGGAAGACGUUUUUGUUAUAAUGAAACCUCCACAUGUCUGUUACACAUAAUAAGCAGCGUUUUGUGUGGAAGCGUUAAAUACUUACUGAGCCAGCAGCAAAUUUCUGUUUGUGUCAGAAAUGUUUGUAGAAAUGUAAAAGGGAUCAUUUUCUUUAAAAUCCAUUUCAAGUACUUCAAGUGUUAGGUUAGGUCAAAUGAGAGUGGGCAUUAAAGGGAUAGUUCACGUUUUUUGAAGUGGGGUACGUAAGCAUAUACGGUAAAUUACCAGUAGUAUUAAUGCACGAUAUUGGAUUUUUAUAUAUUUUCUGCCUCAUUUUGACCAUUAUAUGCAUAUUUGUUUUUCCAUCUAAGUGCAGAGAUUAUCAAGUUUCUCCUACAGUGAAAUCACCAUGUUACACCUAUUCUUAUCAUGAUGGCUCACUGACGUAUAGAUAUAACAGAUAUAAAAUAAAAUGCUUUUCAAAAUGUACACAAUCA
Molecule: messenger RNA, 1623 nt
Organism: Plectropomus leopardus (leopard coralgrouper)
Lineage: Eukaryota; Metazoa; Chordata; Actinopteri; Perciformes; Serranidae
Gene: cd9r
Product: CD9 molecule related
Cellular component (GO): plasma membrane
Source: RefSeq, a predicted model, not a curated record